AUGGCUGCCUCAGCUGACUUAGUGUGGCACUUUCCUGGCCUGCAUGAUGUGCUCCCAUCUGCAUCAGCUAGUGGUAUUGAGAUGGAUGAUAUCACUGAGAAUGUUGCAGCUGAGCAGGAAACCCUCGUCGAGCCAAGCGACAGGGUAUCCGACAAUGUCUGCACCAUGGACCCCCCUCCCAUCAACAUCUGCAAAGGUGUCACCGAAGGCACCAGUGUGGAAUACAAACAGCUGAUGAAUGCAUGUGUCGCGUUUCUUACCAGCCUUGGUCUGCUGGAGAGCAAUGAGGAGUUUUUCUGCAAAAAGCCAUGUGCUGAUGCACCAUGGCUGAUUAUUGUGUGGAUCAUGAAUAUGUAA
Messenger RNA from Suillus plorans, 357 nucleotides. RefSeq lists its product as uncharacterized. Bases 1 to 357 code for a protein of 118 amino acids. Lineage: Eukaryota; Fungi; Basidiomycota; Agaricomycetes; Boletales; Suillaceae. The record is from RefSeq and is a predicted model, not a curated record. The transcript has 3 exons.